This is a messenger RNA of Chrysoperla carnea, 797 nucleotides long. RefSeq names its product 60S ribosomal protein L15 (gene RpL15). Gene Ontology annotation, cellular component: ribosome; cytosolic large ribosomal subunit. The transcript has 5 exons. Gene Ontology annotation, molecular function: RNA binding; structural constituent of ribosome. The record is from RefSeq and is a predicted model, not a curated record. NCBI's taxonomy places the organism in Eukaryota, Metazoa, Arthropoda, Insecta, Neuroptera, Chrysopidae. Bases 86 to 700 code for a protein of 204 amino acids. Gene Ontology annotation, biological process: cytoplasmic translation.
UCUUAUCGUAUGUGUUAUUCAUAAACAACAUUUCAAGAAGCAUCCUGUCCUUUUCCGGUAGAUCACUCUCACCGAGGACGUCAACAUGGGUGCAUAUAAAUAUAUGCAAGAAUUGUAUCGCAAGAAGCAAAGUGAUGUUUUACGUUUUUUGUUACGUAUAAGAGUAUGGCAAUAUCGUCAACUUACAAAAAUGCACAGAGCACCAAGACCUUCUCGGCCAGAUAAAGCCAGAAGGUUAGGAUAUCGUGCUAAACAAGGUUUUGUAAUUUACCGUAUCCGUAUUCGUCGUGGAGGAAGAAAACGUCCAGUACCUAAAGGUGCCACAUACGGCAAACCGAAAAGCCAUGGUGUUAACCAAUUAAAACCUACCCGUAAUUUACAAUCAAUCGCUGAAGAACGUGUUGGCCGUCGUUGCGGUGGUUUAAGAGUAUUGAAUUCUUACUGGGUUGCCCAAGAUUCCUCAUAUAAAUAUUAUGAAAUCAUUCUUGUAGAUCCAGCACAUAAGGCAAUUCGACGAGACCCUAAGAGCAAUUGGAUAGUGAAGGCUGUGCACAAACAUCGUGAACUUAGAGGAAAGACUUCAUCUGGUAGAUCGUCACGUGGCUUAGGUAAAGGACAUAGAUACACACAAACAACUGGUGGUUCACGACGAGCUGCAUGGUUACGUCGCAAUUCAUUACAAUUACGUAGAAAACGUUAAGAUUAUUAAUUAUAUUUGUAUACAAAAUAUGAUUUUUUUUAUUGUACAAUGAUUCUGAAGUUCAAUAAAAAUGGAUGUGAUUGUACAAUUAAACAAA